AGCACUUGGCCGUGCGACUAUCCAAUUGCUCAUUCCCUCACCAUGGUUUUCUCUGGGACAUCCUCGUCAUGGCUGGCGUCAGCUCUGACUCUACUCUCCUUACUUUCUCUCCUCGUCCCAACUAAUGCCCUGCACUUCUACAUGGAGGGCCGGCAAACAAAGUGCUUCUUCGAGGACCUACCUAAGGAUACCUUAGUGGCCGGCCGCUACGAGACAGAAAUCGUCAACCCCCAGAGUGGCACCUACGGGAUUGACCAUAGCGUGAAGGUGCACAUCACCGUCGAUGAGACCUUCGACAACGACCACCGCGUUGUUUCCAAGCGGGACAGCCACUCUGGUCGAUUCCACUUCUCCGCCGCGGAUGCCGGCCAGCACAAGAUUUGCUUCACACCUGAGACGGAUGCCACAUCCGGCUGGAUGUCUAACUCUCUGGGCGCCGUCAAGCUCACCGUUGACAUUGCCAUUGGUGAGACUAGCAAGAUUGAGACCGAGGACAAGGACAAGAUGAAGGAUAUUGUGCAGCGGGUCAAGGAUCUGAACAGCCGGUUGCACGAUAUCCGUCGUGAGCAGGUAUACCAGCGGGAACGUGAGUCUGAAUUCCGUGACCAGUCUGAGACCACCAACUCGCGUGUCGUGCGCUGGACUCUUAUUCAGCUUGCCAUUUUGUCCGCCGCAUGCGCCUGGCAGCUCUCUCACCUGCGGUCAUUCUUCAUCAAGCAGAAGUUGACUUAGAUGCCCUGUUG
Messenger RNA from Penicillium robsamsonii, 743 nucleotides. RefSeq names its product p24 family protein. The annotation marks the transcript as partial. Gene Ontology annotation, biological process: endoplasmic reticulum to Golgi vesicle-mediated transport; intracellular protein transport; Golgi organization. Lineage: Eukaryota; Fungi; Ascomycota; Eurotiomycetes; Eurotiales; Aspergillaceae. Gene Ontology annotation, cellular component: COPII-coated ER to Golgi transport vesicle; Golgi apparatus; endoplasmic reticulum. The transcript has 3 exons. The record is from RefSeq and is a predicted model, not a curated record.